Molecule: messenger RNA, 3903 nt
Organism: Coccidioides posadasii C735 delta SOWgp
Lineage: Eukaryota; Fungi; Ascomycota; Eurotiomycetes; Onygenales; Onygenaceae
Source: RefSeq, a predicted model, not a curated record
AUGGAUCAGACAGCAGAUCUUGAGAACCGGCAGCUCUCACCAGCUAACAUUGAUGACAAUGUAGGGUUAUCUCCCACCUCAAAAAAGGUCCUGGGGCAUUGUGCAGUGAAAGUUGUGACCUCUCCAAGCAAAGAUUUUCGAACUCUCAUUGCCCGUCCGCCCAAUUCUAGUCUUGAUGGCAACUCUAGUUUCCAUUUUGCCCGACCCACCCACCCAGCGCCUAGUUUCUCGAUCAGACCGCUGCCGCGAGCCGCGAGAGGAGAUGGCGGAAUUGGGAGAGGGAUCUCGGUCCCUAUAGCGGCAAACAUAAGUGCCAUGAGUAGCAUGGAACAGAACUCUAGCCAAAAUGAUAUUACCCCAACGGUGGAAUCUACCGAAGGUGAUCUCGGUAAUGAGCCAUCAUCCACCAGUCCGCAGCCGCAGUUUGAACCAAUGCAGGCAUUUGCAGCCACACAGAGCUGUCCAAACGCUAGCCCAGAUACCAAUCUAUGCAUUGAUUCUCAAGCACGGGAGGCAGAGCCUCGUGUAAGGAGCAAGCGUAUCGCCAACAGUUUAACCAAGGAAACUGGGUCUACGACAUCCAAAAUUUCAAAGCAGCAAAGGCUACGGACUCCAAGCCGUCUAAGUAAGGAUACUGGCAAAACCUCAAGCCUUCCUUCCCAACCGUCUGAAGAAGAUUUGUUUUAUCUUCUGAUCCACAGAUUAAAGAAACGCGAUCAGGUAGAAGCGGCAACUGCGGCAUUACGGGAAGAAACGGAGAAGAAGCUUAGAGAAGUCAAUGAAGAGAAUGAAGCGUUGAAAUCCCAACUGAGGGAGGCAGAGGAUCGUUGUCAUGCACAAGAGACGCAGAAUACCGCACAGAGGAACAUUAUAGAGAGGUGGAAGGUCAAGCUUGGAAAGGUUAAGAGUCUUGUGGCCAUCAUUGGAAAUGAUCAUGAGAUUCUUCGCAAAGAUGGACACUUUCUCAAGUCAGCACAAAUCGCACUUGUCCGGGGGAAGCAUCAAUUGCAAACAGAUUUAAGGCACCUGAAAUGUGGUACUGACCAUUUGAGCAAGGCCAUAACCCAGCAAAGAGCCGAAUUAGCCAGCAUGCAGGCUAAGUUCACCGUACUGGAACAGUCGCUGGCCUUGAGGGACAACAGACUGGAGAAUAGCGAGAAGUUACUGGAACGAGAGAAGAAUCGUACCUCUACACUCGAAGCAUUUAUCCGAAAUCAUUCAAAUAGAGGACUAAAACAAAUAGCGCUACUCCAGCAAACUCAAACCGAAACCGCCUCCAACGUUGGGAAUCUUGCUGAGAGAAUCAAGAAUUUGUUAACAGAAUCACAGUCCACCAUCAAAGCGGAGCUUGGACUUCAGUUAAAGCCCUGCCUAGAAAUUCUGGAAACGCUCAGUAAGCCGGAAUCCAUUGACCUGGCCCAGUUAGCCCAAAUCGACAAAGCAUUACGGGAUAUUUCUAUGAAGGUAGAUUCUCAGAACCAAAAAACAGAGCUCCACGUAGCCAGUGGUUUCGACGUACAGAAUCAGCAAGCCUCCAGAAUUAUCCAACAACUUAGUGAUAUGCGUGUCUUCUUUGAAGAAUCAUUUACGGCUUCGAUCAAGCUAGCUGACACCAAGCAAACUAAUGGAAUGUUACAGGAAAAGGUAAAAAUUGCAGAAGCAACUUUAGCACAAAUCAACGUUGAAAAUGCCAUUUUAAAAGAGACUGAAAGCAUCCUUCGAAAUGAUGUCAGCGCUCUCCAAAAGGAGGUAGAGUCCUUGCAAAACCAGCUAGCCGAUGCUUGCCAGUCGUCUGAAGAUCGCCAUGAGCUAUCCAAACUCCGGAUACAAUUUAAAGAGAUUUCUGCAGUAUUGGAUGAUGCAACUGCAAAACUGAAAGCAAAAGAGGAGGAGGUGUCCAAGCUUGAAGCCGGUUUAUCUGAGACCAAAAGUAGACUCCAGAAUUCUGAGACGCAGAUCGUGAACCUGGAGACCGAAAAAGCGAAGUUUGAAAAGGACACAAUCAGUAUCGAGAACAGGGUCAGGGCUGAAUUUACGAAGGCAAGUCUGCUGUCAACAGAGCAAAAUCGCGCAUGGUUUGAACAGCAAUUGCAUCAAAUUAAACGUGAAAAGGCCACUGCAGAGAAAAGUGCGAAUAUGCUCAAAGAGCAGACAGCGCUCCUGAAAUCAAAAUUAGCAGCUGCUGGAAGCUCACAAAGUGAGCUUGAGAUUACUGUUACAGAAAACGCAAAGAUGAUAAACGAUUUAGAGAGUACCCGUCAGGAAGAAAUCGCAGACCCGGAUGAAGUGGUAUUCAAGUUAAAGGACGAGAAGGCUUUUCAUGCCAUGGAUGCUGAAGAAGCGAAGUCAAGUCUCCAAAGAGCUCUCGCAGAGAAUGCCAAAAUGAAGAUAGAGUUGGUUGAAGCGCAGAGCUGGAUGGAGAGCUCCUGUCAAUUAUCUCUCCUACAAGAAAAGUUCGACCUCAUGCGAGACGAGAGCGUUCAAAAGGAUGAAAACAUAGCGUUUCUAACGAACGAAAUAGCGACGCUCAAAGACAAUGCAACCGUUAUAGAAAGAUUGCGGGAAGAAGCUGCCCAAGGAACGCUAGAGCUUAAAGACUUGCGGAAAAAGCUAGAGGAUGCCCACAAGGAGAAUAUGGAAUUGACUGAACGCCUGAAAAGUAGAGAUGAUGAUACUGCAUGCCGGACUGCAGAGUUUGAUUUGUCCAAGCAGGAAGAGAAUAUGGUUAAUCUUCACCAAACCAUACAAGCAAAAGAUAGCGAAUUGCGAAAACUGCAAGGCAGGUUAGAUCGAGCGGAGGAAUCGUUGACAAAGAUCGAGGGUCUAUUACGCCAAUUUAGUAUCCUUGGUGCUAAUGAUCUGCUAGUGCAGUCAUGGGUCACGCUUGAAAGGCGGUUGUCAUACUUUGCUCGUUUGCAGGAAUCCAGCGAGAUGUUACUGGAUGCCGACACUGAUGAAGUAUCUCUCCAAGGAUCAAAAAGCACCGGGAAAAGAAAACGCAUCGCAAAUUUGACCCCAAGCAUUGAAAGAAAAACUUCGCCUCGGUGCUCGACCCCUGGGUACAAGACAACUAGAGUUGUAUACCGUAAAGAAAGCAUUAGCAGGAGUAUCUCUUGCUCUCCUUUGAAACCUCAGGUGCAAAAACGCUCCGCUUCUAAGAAAAAACACACCCGAAUUACCACGCCGCGCAUUAAGCCCUUCUCCCAAGUUCAGUGGGAUCUCGAUGGUCGACGCAGUUCACCUUCGCAGAGUAUUGAUUAUUUGAGCAAUACCCCAGUGUAUGAAAGCUGGAGGGUCGCCAACAUCCCCCCGUCGACACCAAAAUUACAACUGGGCAAUAGUAGCACACCCAUGACAAAACUUCCACCUAGCCCAAUCAAAGACGUGAAGGUUGAGUCGCACAUGAUUCAUCGUAAUUAUGCUGAUGAAUCUCUGCAUGCUCCCCAGGAGAAGAACCAAAACCUAGAAGAAAUAAAAGGGUCGAGUCAGGCAGAAAAGGGACAAAAGCUACCUAAAAGCAUUCUUAAAGAACGCGCACUGCCAGCCCUGGCCGGGAGAGAGGACAAUGAAGUGCACACUUCGUCGAGAAUGGAAAGCCAGAUGACUAAAGAAGCAGGGGCGCCCGCAGUUCCUAGGCGCCAGACACGCGCUUCCUCGCAAUAUUUCAAGUCAUCGGACAACCCGAGCACCAUUUUAUCGAGUAGCCGACAUACAUGGGCCAUCACACAAUCAGCGGAAUCAUCUAUGAGUUAUAGAAGACCUCGGCGGUAUGGAAGGAAAAAAGGUAGGGGAUAUAAAUAUUCUCUACAUCCGGGUAGCACCAACCCGAAGCAGGAGAACUGUACAACAAUAGGUUCAAACAAGAUUAUCCAAAAUAAUGGGCGGAGAAUAAAGAAAGUUUGA